This is a messenger RNA of Pogonomyrmex barbatus (red harvester ant), 3171 nucleotides long. RefSeq names its product venom acid phosphatase Acph-1-like. Gene Ontology annotation, biological process: dephosphorylation. The record is from RefSeq and is a predicted model, not a curated record. Gene Ontology annotation, molecular function: phosphatase activity. NCBI's taxonomy places the organism in Eukaryota, Metazoa, Arthropoda, Insecta, Hymenoptera, Formicidae.
UUACGUACUGUCAGAAAAAGUCAGUAUUCAAUUAAUCCUUCACGUCGGUAGUUCGAUAAAUCCUUUUGAUUCAGAUUUAAUUGUUGAUUGGCCGAUAAAACACUGAAGAUAAUAAUCUCGCAGAUUUUCAAAAAAAGUCGUCCGAUUAACAUCGCCGACUAGAUAUAAUCAAAAUGAUUUGGUUUCAUAUUUUUGACAAUUACUUAACAAUCCUUCUCAUCAGUUUAAACACAAUGUUGAUCACAGCUGAAUAUCCUGAACUUAAAUUAGUUAAUGUGGUAUUUAGACAUGGUGAUCGAACGCCCGAAAAAAAUGAAAUGUUUCCAUACGAUCCAUAUGUAAACUUUUCUUUUUAUCCGACAGGUCUCGGGCAAUUGACUGCGGAGGGCAAGAAACGCGAAUAUACAUUGGGAAAAUUUUUACGAUUUAGAUAUAACGAUUUCCUUGGCAAUUUGUACACGCCAAAACUCGUCGUAGGUCGUAGCACGGAUUUUGAUAGAACAAAAAUGUCUCUGCAACUUGUUCUUGCCGGCUUGUUUCCACCGAAAAGUUUACAACGAUGGCAUACUUCCUUAAAUUGGCAACCAAUUACAACAUCGUACAUACCACGUGUCGACGACAAUCUCUUUUUAGCCGAUGAAUGUCCGCAAUUUCUCGAAGAAUACAAUCGAAUAUUGAACUCACCCGAGGGACGAGAAAAGCUCGAUCAAUUUAAAGAUUUGAUGAACGAUUUGACAAAACUAACCGGCAUGAGAGUUGAGACAAUAGAUGAUCUUUUCAGUCUUUAUCAAACUUUCUUAUCAGAGUCUUCUAUGGGAUUGCUUCUUCCCGAAUGGGCGUACAGCUAUUUUCCUUAUGGUCCAUUGCUCGAUGGGAUGGUAGCUGUAUACAAUAUCAAUAAUUUCACUCCUUUGUCGAUGAGAUUAAAUGCAGGUCCAAUGGUUCGAGAUAUCACGGACAAUAUGAUAGCUGCACAAAAUCCAAUCGCUGCGCCGAAUACAAAAAUGUAUUUGUACAGUGGCCACGAAACCAAUGUUGCAAAUAUGUUGCAUGCGCUCGGCGUGUACAAACCGCAUGUACCAGAAUAUUCUAGUGCGGUUAUCCUAGAAUUGCAGCGAAUUGGGGAAAACUAUUACGUAAAGAUUUUAUAUUAUCAAGGGAUCCCACCGUCUCUCAAAGAACUCAAGAUUCCAGGUUGUGACAUAUUGUGUCCUUUCGAUCAGUAUCUGGAAUUUAUUGAAGACGUGAUACCGUCGGAUGAAGAAAUGUUUUGUGACAAAAGACAAACUCCACGGUUCGUUCACGAGGAAUAUCCUGCUGGUUUGCAGCAUAUAAUAUACAAUUUAAUUAAGAAAUCAAAAAUUGAAGGAAGCAUAACGCAGCGAGGAAAGAUGCGUGAGUAUGAGUUGGGGCAAGUCUUGCGGGAUAGAUAUAAUAAUUUUUUGGGAGAUUUAUACCUGCCAAAACUUGUCAUGGAUCACAGCUCGGAUUGUGAUAGAACGAAAAUGUCUUUGCAACUGGUUCUCGCCGCUAUAUUUCCGCCAAUAAAUGCCCGGCAACAAUGGAACCCAGUAUUAAAUUGGCAACCGAUUUCUACAACAUGUCUCGAAGAAUACGAUCGCGUACUCAGUUUGCCCAAAACGCAAAAAAUAAUAUUCCAGUUCAAGAAUCUAACGAGCGAAUUAACGAAGCUAACUGGCAAAAAGAUUGAAACGCCUUGGGACCUGUUUUACUUGUAUCAGACUUUUGCAGCAGAGUCGUCUAUGAAUCUGACACUUCCUGAAUGGGCGUACAAUUACUUUCCGAACGGUCAACUAUACGAUGCGGUCAUAGUUGCAUACAAUAUUUUCAAUUUUACUCCUUUAUUGAAAAAGCUACAUGCUGAAUGGCAUUACAUUUUCAGAUUAAGCGCUAGCAACAUGCUGUCGUUUCGUGUAUUCGCCAACUAUUUGCCGAUUAUUUUAACCAUCGGCUUAAACUCUCUUCUAGUCACAGGAGCGAAAUAUGAGCUUAAGUUAAUUAAUGUAGUAUUUAGACAUGGUGACCGGACACCUGACAACAAUGAAAUGUAUCCAAACGAUCCGCAUUUAAAUUGUUCUUUCUUUCCGGAAGGCCUAGGACAAUUAACUAAUCGGGGAAAGAUGCGUGAGUAUGAGUUAGGGCAAGUCUUGCGGGAUAGAUAUAACAACUUCUUGGGUGAUUUCUAUCUGCCAAAACUCGUCAUGGGUCAGAGUUCGGAUUAUGAUAGAACGAAAAUGUCUUUGCAAUUGGUUCUCGCUGGUUUAUUUCCGCCAAUAAAUGCCCAACAACAAUGGAACCCAGUAUUAAAUUGGCAACCAAUUCCUACAACGUAUGUGUCACGUCUUGACGAUAAUUUCUUCUUAUCUGACGAAUGCCCACAAUUUCUUAAUGAAUACGAUCGCGUACUCAGUUUACCCAAAACGCAAAAAAUAAUGUCCCAAUUCAAGAAUCUAACGAGCGAAUUAACGAAGCUAACUGGCAAAAAGAUUGAAAAGCCUUUGGACUUGUAUUCCUUAUAUCACACUUUUGUAGCAGAGUCAUCUAUGAAUCUGACACUUCCUGAAUGGGCGCACAAUUACUUUCCGGACGGGCAACUGUUCGAUGGGAUCGUAGCUGCAUACAAUAUUGCAAAUUCUACUCCUUUAUUAAAAAGACUAUAUGCUGGUCCGAUAAUUCGUGCCAUAUUGAAAAAUAUGCAAACUGCGAAAAAAUCAAAUCAGUCAAAUACUAAAAUUUAUUUAUAUGGUGGUCAUGAAACUAAUAUCGCAUCGUUGUUACACGCAUUCAACGUGUUCAAACCUCAUGUACCUGAAUACUCUAGCGCAAUUAUUCUAGAAUUGUUACAACAAAACGAGGAAUAUUAUGUAAAGCUUUUAAGUUAUCGGGGCAUUCCACCAAUCAUCGACGAACUUAUUAUCCAAGGUUGCGAACUAUAUUGCCCUUUCAAUAAAUUUUUGGAUUUAACUCAAGAUUUGAUCCCAUCUGACAAGGAACUGAUUUGCGAUAAAAGGCAGACUUCAGACUAUGCAAAUACACCAUAUCUUGUUUCUGUGGAAGGUACAAUGUACAAUCUAAUCGUAAGAUAAAUAAUAAUGCUAAUGUAAAUGUAAAUACGUAAAACACAUAAAACUUUUUAAAUAUAUAAUUUUU